Brienomyrus brachyistius is the source of this 6705-nucleotide messenger RNA. RefSeq names its product chromodomain helicase DNA binding protein 4b (gene chd4b). Gene Ontology annotation, biological process: negative regulation of transcription by RNA polymerase II; chromatin remodeling. NCBI's taxonomy places the organism in Eukaryota, Metazoa, Chordata, Actinopteri, Osteoglossiformes, Mormyridae. The record is from RefSeq and is a predicted model, not a curated record. Gene Ontology annotation, molecular function: histone binding; DNA binding; chromatin binding. Gene Ontology annotation, cellular component: chromatin; NuRD complex; nucleus. Bases 444 to 6422 code for a protein of 1992 amino acids. The transcript has 42 exons.
GGGAUGUCUGCCCCCUGAUCUCUUUGUGUGUAUGUGAGAAUGUUAGCUAGCCUGUGAGAGAGGGAGAGACGAUAGGGAGUAUGUAACGUGUUCGAUUGUGAGAUUUUCGAAAUACAAAAAACCUAGUAAACCGGACAUUGGCGUCUCAGUCUAAUCAACCUGAAUAUAUACAAAUAUACAUCUCAGAAUAUAAAAUACCAAGGGAAGAAAGAGGAACUAUCUCAACGUGGGACCGCGUUGUACAUUCUUAUUAUCAAUUCACGAUACAUUUCGAGCAGUGGAAUUGUUUUGGUUGAUUGCCCCCUCCACCCCCAUCCUUUAUUUCUUUUCAUUUUCCCUCCUCCCUCUCCGAGACGGUCAUACCGAGUGUGUGGACGACAACCCGGAUAAGAAAACUAUUUAUUUGUAUCCAAAACUAGGUAGUUAAUUUAAAUAAAGCCGACAUGUCCGGCAGCGAGGACGAUAGGGACGAUUUCGGAGCCCCAGAAGACCGGUCGCUCAUCCAAGAUGACGAUGACUUGGAUGAGGAAAUGUCAGAUGGCGAUGCGCCAAAGGUGAAGAAAAAGAAGAAGGCCAAGAGGAGCCGCGAGAGCAAGAGUGGCAAACGGCAGAGAGUUCGUCGUGAGGACUUGGCGGGCAGCUCCCCAGAGGCAGUAGAAGGUCUCGAUGCUGAAGACGGAGAUGAGGAGGAAGGGGCUGGCGUCAGGUCAGACAGCGAGGGGAGCGAUUAUACUCCAGGCAGGAAGAAGAAGAAGCGAGGGAGUUCGGCAAAGGAGAGGAAGAGGGGGACGAGUGGCGAGAGAGAGAAGAUCUCAGGAAGCUCCAGCAACAAAAGCAAACGGAAAGAGCCCGAGCCGGAAGACGAGGAAGACGAAGAUGAUGACAACCAGGAGCCCAAGACCUCUGCCCAGCUGCUAGAUGAAUGGGGAAUGGAAGACAUUGACCAUGUCUUCACACAGGAGGACUAUGGCACCCUCACAAACUACAAAGCAUUCAGCCAGUUUGUCAGGCCGCUCAUCGCAGCCAAGAACCCCAAGAUCGCCGUAUCCAAGAUGAUGAUGGUUUUGGGUGCUAAGUGGCGUGAGUUCAGCACCAACAACCCUCUGCGGGGCUCGGCCAGCGCCACAGCGGCCCUGGCAGCAGCCAAUGUGGCUGCCGCCGUGGAGAGCAUGGUGGCCAGUGGCACGGAAGUUGGGCCGGUCUCAGGGACAGUGGGCCUGGCCAGCACCACCCCGGUCGCCCCAGCUCCCGCCGCUGCAGCCCAACCUCAGGUUCCCCCUGUGGCUCCGUUGCGCAAGGCCAAGACCAAGGAGGGCAAAGGUCCAAACGCGCGCAAAAAACCAAAAGCUCCCCCCAAGCCUCCAGAGAAGAAGGUGAAAACCAAGAAGGUGGCCCCGCUGAAGAUCAAAUUGGGAGGCUUCAACAGCAACAAGAGGAAGCGCUCUUCGAGUGAAGAAGAUGAGGUGGACGUGGACAGUGACUUUGACGACGGCAGCUUGAACAGUUUCUCUGUGUCUGAUGGGUCCAACAGCCGCAGUAGCCGCUCAAAGAAAAAAAGCAAGACAUCUAAGAAGAAGAAGAAAGAAGAGGAUGGCGAUGGCUAUGAGACGGACCACCAGGACUACUGCGAAGUCUGUCAGCAGGGGGGCGAAAUCAUCCUUUGCGACACGUGCCCCCGCGCAUAUCACAUGGUCUGCCUGGAUCCCGAUAUGGAGAAGGCUCCCGAGGGCAAGUGGAGCUGUCCCCACUGCGAGAAGGAGGGAGUGCAGUGGGAGGCGAGGGAGGACGGCUCAGAAGGGGAGGAGGAUAACGAGGGGGAGGGCCGCAGGGACGGAGGCGACACUGAGGAAGAUGACCACCACAUGGAGUUCUGCCGCGUUUGCAAAGACGGUGGGGAACUGCUGUGCUGUGACUCCUGCCCCUCGUCCUACCACAUCCACUGCCUGAACCCUCCCCUGCCUGAGAUCCCCAAUGGCGAGUGGAUCUGCCCCCGCUGCACUUGUCCACCCAUGAAGGGAAAAGUCCAGAAGAUCCUGACUUGGCGCUGGAGAGAGCCCCCACCCCCAACCCCAGUGCCCCGACCUCCCAACCUUCCUGACGACGCCCCCGAUCCUGCCCCUCUGGCUGGCCGCCCGGAGAGGGAAUUCUUUGUCAAAUGGAGCAAUAUGUCCUACUGGCACUGCUCUUGGGUUUCUGAGCUACAGUUGGAGCUGCACUGUCAGGUGAUGUUCCGGAACUAUCAGCGCAAGAAUGAUAUGGACGAGCCCCCACCUGUGGACUUCGGUGGCGAGGGGGAUGAGGAUAAAAGCACUAAAAGGAAGAACAAGGACCCGUAUUUUGCUCAGAUGGAGGAGAGGUUCUAUCGCUUUGGCAUCAAGAUGGAAUGGAUGAUGAUUCACCGCAUCCUGAAUCACAGUGUCGAUAAGAAGAAUAAUAUUCAUUACUUGAUCAAGUGGCGGGAUUUGCCAUAUGAUCAGGCAUCCUGGGAGAGUGAGGACAUGGAUAUCCAGGAGUAUGAUGCCUACAAGCUGAUGUACUGGAAUCACAGGGAGCUCAUGAUGGGAGAUGACGGUAGACCCAGCAAGAAGCUGAAGAUGAAGCUAAGCAGAAUUAAGAAGCUGGACCGGCCUCCUGCGAAUCCCGUCGUGGACCCCACCAUCAAGUUCGAGAGGCAGCCAGAAUACCUGGACAGCACCGGUGGCACGCUGCACCCCUACCAGCUGGAGGGGCUCAACUGGCUGCGGUUCUCCUGGGCCCAGGGCACCGAUACCAUUCUGGCCGACGAGAUGGGGCUGGGCAAGACGGUCCAGACCGCGGUUUUCCUUUACUCGCUCUACAAGGAGGGUCACUCCAAAGGCCCAUUUCUGGUGAGCGCACCUCUGUCCACAAUCAUUAACUGGGAGCGAGAGUUUGAGAUGUGGGCCCCGGACAUGUACGUGGUAACGUAUGUGGGCGACAAGGAUAGCCGAGCUGUUAUCCGCGAGAAUGAAUUCACCUUUGAGGACAAUGCCAUCCGGGGUGGGAAGAAGGCCUCCCGAAUGAAGAAAGAGGCAUCUGUGAAGUUUCAUGUGCUGCUGACCUCCUAUGAGCUGAUCACCAUCGACAUGGCCAUCCUUGGCUCUAUCCAGUGGGCCUGUCUGGUUGUUGAUGAGGCCCACAGGCUCAAGAACAACCAGUCGAAGUUCUUCAGGGUGCUCAAUAACUACCAUCUCCAACACAAGCUGCUGUUGACUGGAACUCCGCUGCAGAACAACUUGGAGGAGCUCUUCCACCUCCUUAACUUCCUCACCCCAGAGAGAUUCAAUAACCUGGAGGGCUUCCUGGAGGAGUUCGCUGAUAUCGCCAAGGAGGACCAGAUCAAGAAGCUGCACGACAUGCUGGGGCCUCACAUGCUGCGUAGGCUGAAGGCCGACGUGUUCAAGAACAUGCCGUCCAAGACGGAGCUGAUCGUGCGCGUGGAGCUCAGCCCCAUGCAGAAGAAGUACUACAAGUUCAUCUUGACACGCAACUUUGAGGCUCUGAACACUCGUGGAGGAGGCAACCAGGUGUCUUUGCUUAAUGUGGUGAUGGACCUGAAGAAAUGCUGCAACCACCCCUACCUCUUCCCGGCGGCUGCCAUGGAAGCCCCGAAAAUGCCCAAUGGGAUGUAUGAUGGCAGUGCCCUGACCAAGGCGGCCGGGAAACUCAUGCUGCUGCACAAGAUGCUGAAGAAGUUGAAGGAGGGGGGGCACAGAGUGCUCAUCUUCUCUCAGAUGACUAAGAUGUUGGACUUGCUGGAAGACUUUCUAGAGAACGAGGGAUAUAAGUAUGAAAGGAUUGAUGGAGGUGUCACUGGAGGAAUGAGGCAGGAGGCUAUUGAUAGGUUUAACGCUCCUGGAGCUCCCCAGUUUGCUUUCCUGCUCUCGACCAGGGCGGGAGGCCUGGGUAUCAACCUGGCCACCGCUGACACCGUCAUCAUUUAUGACUCGGACUGGAACCCUCACAAUGACAUUCAGGCAUUCAGCAGAGCGCAUCGUAUAGGUCAAAACAAGAAAGUGAUGAUCUAUCGCUUUGUCACCAAGGCCUCUGUGGAGGAAAGGAUCACUCAGGUAGCAAAGAAGAAGAUGAUGCUGACCCACUUGGUGGUGAGGCCAGGUUUGGGUUCCAAGACAGGCUCCAUGUCUAAGCAGGAGCUGGAUGACAUCCUUAAGUUUGGCACAGAGGAACUUUUCAAAGAUGAGAUUGGCGAAGGGGACAAUAAGGAGGAGGACAGCAGUGUGAUUCACUAUGACGACAAGGCCAUCGAACGGCUGCUUGACCGCAACCAGGAUGCCACGGACGACACAGAGAUCCAGAGCAUGAACGAAUACCUCAGCUCCUUCAAGGUCGCCCAAUACGUGGUGAAAGAUGAGGAUGAGGAAGAGGAGGAAGUUCAGCGUGAGAUCAUCAAGCAGGAGGAGAGCGUGGACCCCGACUACUGGGAAAAGCUCCUGCGUCACCACUACGAGCAGCAGCAGGAGGACCUGGCGCGCAACCUGGGCAAGGGCAAGCGCAUCCGCAAGCAGGUCAACUACAACGACGGCUCGCAGGAGGACCGAGGUAGUAGGCGGGACUGGCAGGAUGACCAAUCGGACAACCAGUCUGAUUAUUCCGUGGCAUCGGAAGAGGGUGAUGAGGACUUUGACGAGCGGUCGGAGGGGAACUCGCGCAGACCCAGCAGGAAGGGCCUGAGGAAUGACAAGGACAAACCACUGCCCCCCCUGCUGGCCAGAGUUGGUGGCAACAUUGAGGUACUGGGCUUCAACGCCCGUCAGAGGAAAGCCUUCUUGAAUGCAGUGAUGCGUUAUGGGAUGCCCCCCCAAGAUGCCUUCACCACACAGUGGCUGGUCAGGGACCUGCGAGGGAAAUCCGAGAAGGAGUUCAAGGCCUAUGUAUCUCUCUUCAUGCGUCACCUGUGUGAACCUGGCGCAGAUGGGGCGGAGACCUUUGCUGAUGGCGUCCCGCGCGAGGGCCUGUCACGCCAGCAUGUCCUCACACGCAUUGGCGUCAUGUCCCUAAUCCGGAAGAAGGUCCAGGAGUUCGAGCACGUCAACGGCCAGUGGUCUAUGCCCUGGAUGAUGGAGCUGGAAGAGAACAAGAAGGCGGCCCGGCCUGAUUCUCCUGGGAACCCCAAAACACCGUCCACGGGGACACCGGCAGACACCCAGCCAAACACACCCGCCCCGGCCCCUAAAACGCCCCCUACUGGCACACCUGCAGACACGCAGCCCAACACACCUGCCACAGAAGACCCAUCGAAGUCUGAAGACUCUGUGAAGGAGGAAAAAACUGAGGGAGGAGAAGACAAGGAAGGAAAGGAGUCCAACAAGACGCAGGAGCCGGAGAUCAUCGAGAUCCCAGACGAGGAGAAGAAGCCCCCUUCCCCACAAAAGAAAGAGAAGGAGAGUGAGGUUGUGGAGAAGGAUGGAGUGAGUGGUGAGGUAGACAGGGAGAAACAGGAAGCCGAGAAGGAGAAGCUGAUGGAAGCAGCAGAAGAGAAGGGCUCUCCUAAAGAGGUCAAGGGUGAGGGGUCAGAGGUCAAGGCCAAACAGGAUGAGUCUGAGGCAAAAGCAGAAGAAAAGAAGGAAGAGAAGCUGGAGAAGAUGGACACAAGUCCUCCUGCUGAUGAGAAGAAAGAUCAAAAGGACGACAAAGACAAAACUGAGGAGCCGGCCAAGCUGCAGAACGGGGAUAGUGCCAAAGAUGGGGGUGUGGUAGGCGCUGAGGAGAAGAAGAAGGCCGCCAAGCAGCGGUUCAUGUUCAAUAUCGCCGAUGGCGGAUUCACAGAGCUGCACUCCCUGUGGCAGAACGAGGAGAGGGCUGCGACUGUCACCAAGAAGACUUAUGAGAUAUGGCACCGUCGGCAUGACUAUUGGCUGCUGGCCGGCAUCAUCCAACAUGGCUAUGCCCGCUGGCAGGACAUCCAGAACGAUGUGAAGUACGCCAUCCUCAAUGAGCCUUUCAAAGGUGAGAUGAACCGGGGAAAUUUCCUUGAGAUCAAGAACAAGUUCCUCGCCAGGAGGUUCAAGCUCCUGGAGCAGGCCCUGGUGAUUGAGGAGCAGCUGAGGAGAGCGGCCUACCUCAACAUGUCCGAAGACCCAUCCCACCCCUCCAUGGCCCUAAACACACGCUUCAGCGAGGUUGAGUGUUUGGCCGAGUCCCACCAGCACCUCAGCAAGGAGUCUAUGUCCGGAAACAAGCCUGCAAACGCCGUACUCCACAAAGUGCUGAAACAGUUAGAGGAGCUGCUCAGUGACAUGAAGGCGGAUGUUACCCGUCUUCCAGCGACCAUCGCUCGGAUACCACCCGUCGCUGUCAGGCUGCAGAUGUCGGAGAGGAAUAUCCUCAGCCGGUUGGCGAGCAGGGGCUCAGACACGCAGACGCAGCAGGUGACGCAACAGUAGCCUGCCUCAGGAUUGCCCUCCCUCUUACGCCUCCACCUCUACAUUCCUGAUUGGCUCCUGGAUGAUCACAUCACACCUCUGCUUCUUGAAGCCAUGCCCCCUUUACCCAAAUAAGGACAUGCAGCAAUUCUAAUGGCUGAUUCCUGGAGGCAGUGGAUAUGAUAGCAAUUGUUUUUUGUUUUUUUUUGUUUUUUUCUUUGAUGUUUGUUUCUUUACUUUUAAUAUAAUUAUUGUUAUAAUGUUAUUAUUUCUUUUAGGGACCUAAAAUAAAAAGGUAACAAUA